UGGCAACACCCAAGGACAAAAGCAGGCCUGGGAAGAACGGUGCCUGAGCAGGAGAUAGAGGUAUUCAGGUGCAAUAACUCCCAUAAUAUAGGUAUUGUGUCCCGUCUGGGGUAGUUUAGCAAACGAGCCAUAUUUGAAUUCAAAGAAGACUACCAAAGUGAUUUCAAUAGAACAGGACAGAUUCUGUUUCAAGAAUCUCGGCAAUCUACUUGGUAUUUGAUUGCUUUCAUUUCCCGUUUACCCCUUCUGAAUCCUUUGUAAAUCCAGGAUCUUAUCCACAGUCAGGUCUUGAGUUUCGUUUUACAGUCUUUUUCGAGCAUCGAGAUCUUUGCGCUGGUAGCUUGAACAGGCAAACCUGACCCCGCAGAGGUUUGCAUUCUUCUCCAAGCUGUUACAGAGUUCCAGCAUGGGCGGCUUUGUUGAGCAUGCAGAGCAGGAGAGGCAGACCAAUCAGCAGUUGCCAGGUGGCAGUCAGGGACAGGCGCAAUCAGAGCUGCUCCUGAGCGUGCCGGACGUGCAGAUUCACCAGGUUAUCGAGCGGGAGGAGAGAGCGUUUCCACUGGCAGAGGGAACGCUGACUGUUGUCUCCGUAUCACUGCCGGGGCACGAGAACAGAAUUGGUCUGGUUGCCAAGGUUGGAGAGUUUGAGUACCCACUGGCGAAGGACACCGCGUGCCUGCGCAGCAGCCCCCACCAGUAUGUCUUCGUCCUUUCCGAUGGGGUCCUCAUAGGCCUGACCCUACCUGGAGACACCCCCCCUGAAGCGGUGGACCUCUUCGAGCUCCUCCUCGAGCAGUGCUGCGACUUUGCCAUCCAGCAAGAUGGGACAGCAACCAAACCUGGGGAGGUUCUGAUAACCAAACCUGGGAAUGGUGAGCGGCAGGAAGUGGCGGUGGAUUCGACGGGCCGGCCUCAGCAGAGGGAAAACUUUUCAGCUGACCACCCGGGUUUCGGCGCAGACCCAAGUGCUAACAAGGGGAAGAACAAGUAUGUAGUUUCCGGUCCUGACGCUCCGUCCCCCUCGCAAUAUCCACCAAGCACAUCGGCACCAGCAGCUUAUGCCACCGGACUGCCCGCUAGUCAGCCAACUGGUGUGAAUAAGUACGUGGUGUCAGGGCCUGGCAUGCCUGCCGCUCCUCCAGGCCUGGGUCAGGGGACAAGCGCCUAUGGAGGGCCAGCCGCUUAUGCUGGAACGAGCGCUUAUGGUGGUGCGGGUCAUGAGAGCCAAGUGCCAGUUGUGCACCCUGAUGGGAGCAUGACUGGAGCGCAGCCGAGGCCAAAAAAGGUGGGGGAGCGACUGGCAGCCAUUGUGGGAAGUGGAGCGGCGAUGCUUGGACAUGGAAUUGUCAAGGGCGGUGAGUGGACCGCCACGAAGAUUCAGGAGCAUGGUCAGAAGCAGAAAGCGAAGGCGGUGCCAAACGAGCGCCCAGCGGAGAUCAGCCCGACGAUCCAGUCCGGGGUGCGGGGCGCCAACCAGGCCUCCAAAGCGGCAGACGCGACUGCAAAGAAGGUGGUUGGCGGCGCAGUCUACGUCAUCACCGCGGUCGCCAGCAGCGUCGGGGCCGCCGUGCACGCAGUAGGGGGAUCAUCCCAGCCCGGGAAGGAGCCCAAGGUCGGCGCGCGCGCGCUCGCGGUUGCGUCUGUCGACGGGAUUGCCCACGUGUUCGACGCUCUGGAGACGUCCGGGAAGCACGUCAUGGGCACCAGUCGGGAAGUCGGCUCGGAUCUCAUGCAGCACAAGUACGGCGCUCAGGCCGGCCAGCUGACGUCAGACGGGAUGAGCACGCUGGGCCAUAUGAUCCACGCGGGGUGGACCAUCCGCAAGCUAGGGUUCCGCACUGUCGCACGUUCCGCUGCGACCAACACCGCGCUGCACGUCAUCCGGAACAGCAACGACGGCGGAAACGGAUCGGAGGCGCAGGCGAUCAGCGGCUGGAACACCGCGCCCGCGCAGGGGGAGCUGGACGAGGCGCGGCGCGCAAACCAAGCAAGCGUGGCCGUGGGGAUGAUCUAAUGAGUACGUGGCUAAGUUGUGUUUGACCGCGAGAGUUGACACUAAAUUCUGAGAAAGCGUGGCUUAGGGCGGCAGAAGCAUCUUUCGUGUGUUGGACGGACUUGGUGUUGGCGUAAGGUUACUGGUUGUCUGUCACUUAUUGCAUGCGCAGGGAUGUGCGCUAAGUUCCACUGUGGCAUCAGCCUCGGAUCAUUUGGCGCGCAGGUUAGAGGAGCUCAGCAGGUUUGAAUUCCAGGUUAGAUUGGCACGUUCUACCACGAGUUUGCGCUGGAAGAGUUCCACGCAGACCUGCCGGUAUCAUUGUGAACGCCUUAGUCUGGGUUUGGUUCUUGAAAUAGACGAUCUUUAUAAUGCACUUUUUGCACGCGUAGAAAAGAAGGUGUUCUGGCAGGGGCAUCUGACUUAGAUAUUCGGAAACUGCGUAAGUGAAGUCCCGUAAACGACGGUGGCAUGUGAUUUCAUGCGGUUCCCUUUUCAAACGCCUUAUGAUCGCAUGAACCGC
Messenger RNA from Klebsormidium nitens, 2516 nucleotides. The record is from the annotation of a GenBank genome assembly. Lineage: Eukaryota; Viridiplantae; Streptophyta; Klebsormidiophyceae; Klebsormidiales; Klebsormidiaceae.